Messenger RNA from Pocillopora verrucosa, 3254 nucleotides. NCBI's taxonomy places the organism in Eukaryota, Metazoa, Cnidaria, Anthozoa, Scleractinia, Pocilloporidae. The record is from RefSeq and is a predicted model, not a curated record.
UACUUAUGAACCUCUCUUUAGGAAGAAAAUAUUUCAUUGAAGGAUCCAAUGCCACCAUAACCUGUAAAGCUUCUGGGAAACCACCACCAUAUGUAUCGUGGAUUAGAAAUGGAGUACUGGAAAGUUCAGGGAAGAAAGCUGCAUCUUUGGAGUUCAAUAAUAUAAACAGAACAGAUGCAGGACAAUAUACAUGUCAAGCCAAUAACUCAAUGGAAGUCACUUCCGUUAACACAACAAUUGUAGUUCACUACAAACCUGAAGGUGCAAGGCUCACUACCAAUGCUCCACAAAAUACCGUCAUUAAAGGAGAUACAGUUACAUUCAAGUGUACAGUUAUGGCUGCUGUGCCACAAGUGUCAAUUUACAAGUUCUACUUCAAUGGCUACCUCUUCAGUAAUAACAGCAACAGUGAGUAUACUCUCAAUAACGUCAACCGAUCUCAGCACCAUGGCGAGUACAAAUGUGUCCCACAUAAUGCUGUUGGAGAUGGAGUAGAAGCCACUGUGAGACUUAACAUAAAUGUUCCUGUCCAGUUCACAGAAGUGCCACAGAAUAUAACAGUUAAAACUUCAGCUCCUCUGUUUUUGAGCUGUGAUGCCUCUGGUUUUCCUGACCCUAAGAUAAGAUGGGAAAAAUCUGGGAUUAAGUUAUCAGACACCAAACAGCUGAACAUCUCUAGUAGUAACAGGAACGAUGCAGGAGAAUAUGUCUGCAUCGCAAGCAAUGGAGUGAGACAGGAAAAGACAGUAAGAGCUUAUGUCACUGUGCAAUACCCGUCCACAAUUCAAAAUGUCACCACGUCAUCUAAGAAGUCUUGGAUUGGCCAGACAGUAACUUUGAAGUGUCUUUCUGAUGGUGUUCCUACACCAACACUCUCUUGGUACAAACCUAAAGGAAGUGGAAUAAACAGAGUCACAGCCAGAGAAAACGAAGUACAAGUGCCACUCAGGGGUGAUCAAGAUUUUGGUCAUUACAAGUGCAUUGCUGCCAAUGGACUUCCUCCAUCUGAUGAGAAAUUAAUAAAGAUAAAUCAGAUAAAGAAACCAGGGAAAGCAUCCAUCAAAUCAGAAUCAGUCAUUCAAGCAACUUCUAUAACAAUACAAUGGACUGCACCAGCUGAUGAUGGAGGAAGUCCGAUUACAGGAUUCCAAAUGAUCUUACAAAAGGAUGGAACUGAGAUAAAAAAGGUUAAUAUCACCGAUCCUGGGACGACAAGUUAUUCGUUUCCUGGUUUGGAGAAAAAUACCAACUACACAGUGAAACUGUUUUCCAGAAAUUUUGUAUUCGAGGGAGAUCCUACUGUAUGGAACAUUAAGACCAAGUUUGAAGGAGCCCCAGAUGUGGUCGAAAUAGACGAACUGCCAGAUGAAACAACAGACGAUACAAUUACCCUAAAGUGGAAGGAGCCAGAAAGUAAUGGAAAAGUUAUUACCAUGUAUACAGUGUACCAAAGAGUAGUGACUGAUGGGAAAGUGGGACAGUGGACAGAAAUAAGGAAAAUCAGAGAUGUUUCUGUGAGAGAAUUGAAAAUAGCGUUGGAGAGAGGAAAGGUGUAUCAGUUUGCCAUUACUGCAACUAAUGAGCUUGGUGAAAGCCUGAAACAAGAGAGAGAAAACAUCCAGCAAGUCAAGGCAGAAGGAAUCGUAUUUUGUUUUUCCCCAAUUCAAACAGUAAGCUCAGAAGUUUACCUGACAGCGACAAUACAGGAGAACUGUAGCAGACGUUCAGAAGUUGCUGCGAAAUUUCCAGAAAUGGCUUGUCAAAUUGCCUUUAGGUUUGGCUGCUCCUCCGCCAACACUGUGAACACCAGGUGUGGCAGUGUUGUUCUUGACUUCAUGAUGAGGUUCAAUCAAAGUGUAGUCGUCAGCAAUGUUUUGAUUCUCCUGUCGGAUGCUGCAAGGCAAGACAAAUUCGGAGGUUUUAAAGUCAAUCCAGACUCAAUUAAACAAGUUUUAAUACCCACAGAUGGCUCGGAAAGCACAACAGAAGGUCCUGAAGAAUGCAACUGCCCAUCUAACAACGUCUUGUUGGCCAUAAUUGGGGUUCUUGCCUUCACAAUCCUUCUUCUAAUUAUUUACAUAAUCUGGCUACAUAAGAAAGGCGCUGUAGGGAAACAGAGGACUUAUGAAGAUGAAAGAGGUGUUUGCUACAAUGAAACAGGAUUAGAAGAUAUCGAACCAAGUCUACCCGAUUCAAGAAAACUCACUCAGCCUCCUGCUGAAUACAUGGAUCUCAUAGAAGUCAACAAAGAUAAUAGAAAAGCACAAAGAACAGCUCCAGGUGCUGAUUACGCGCCUCUUCAUCCGUUAACACGCUGCUGGGAAGUUCCAAGACAUCACGUGACCAUAGAAAAAAUAAUUGGUAAAGGCGCUUUUGGUCAAGUUGCCAAGGGAACAGCAGUAGGACUUCCAGGGAGUCCUGAGACGACCACAGUGGCUAUUAAGAUGCUUAAAACAAACGCUACUGAAUCGGACAAGAGAGAUUUGAUGAAGGAACUUGACACAAUGAAGCAGCUGAAACCACAUCCUUACGUCAUUAAACUUCUGGGAUGUGUUACUGAAUCUGAACAGCUGUUGGUUUUGAUUGAAUAUGUGCCUUUUGGGGAUCUGCUGGGUUACCUGAGAAAGAGCCGUGGAUUAAAAGACACUUACUACAAAGACCCGGAUAUCAAACCACAAACAAAUCUGACGUCGCAGCAGCUGAUGAGGUUUUCUUGGCAAAUUGCUGAUGGAAUGAGUUACUUGUCCGCAAAAUCUAUCAUUCACCGAGACCUUGCGGCCCGUAAUGUGUUGGUUGGACAAAAGGAAAUGUGUAAAGUGACAGACUUUGGAAUGGCCAGAGAUGUGCAGCAGGAAAAUAUUUAUGAACGAAAGACUAAGGGCCGUCUUCCCGUGAAGUGGACAGCUUAUGAGGCCUUAUUGUAUGGUAAAUAUACCACCAAAAGUGAUGUAUGGAGUUAUGGAGUUUUGUUGUACGAGAUUUUCACCAUAGGCGGUUCACCUUACCCACGAAUGGAUGGAAGAAAAAUUGCAAACUUACUUCAGGAUGGAUACAGGAUGCCUAAACCACAACACGUCGAUGAAAAAUUGUAUCAAAUCAUGAUGAAAUGCUGGAAGAAUGACCCAGAUGCAAGACCAACUUUUACUAAAUUGAAAAUUCAGCUUAAGGACAUGGAAACCCUACACAAGAAGCUGAUCAACAUGACAAUGUACGACAAGCAGUUGUAUGCAAACGUCGAGGAUUUAAUAGUGUAG